ACUCGAGAUCAGUGUUUUAAUUCCCUCGGCACAAUAACGUCUGUACGAAUGAAGAAAGGACAUUCUUGACCAAAAUAGAAAAAUUCACUUUCUGCAAAAUAUAACUUUUUGCGAGUGAUAUUUUUAACAGAGUCUAGUCAUUUCAAGCAGUAUCAAUUUAUAAAUUAACAAGAUGUUGAUUGGUGGAUCUGUUACUGUUGUUGCUGGUAGGCAGGCAGUUCGUUCCGUUUAUUGGAGAACGGGUAACAAUGGACGUCUUUUGAAAACAGCUAAAACGUGUUUAUUCGAGGGACCACCGAAACCCGCACCAUCAUCAACGUCCGCAUCCUCAUCCUUUCCACUCACAUCAAGAAUGGAUCAAAUUCCUGAAACAAUUCGAAAGAUGUAAACAAAAACAGUUUUCGAUUUAGAUGUAACAAAAAAUCCACUGUAAAUAACAUAAUUAUUUAUUUGGCAGAGUGAACGAACAUUGAAAAACAUAACGUCAUGACACUGAAAUAAACAAGUAUUUAUUUUCAAAAAAA
Messenger RNA from Leptopilina heterotoma, 524 nucleotides. RefSeq lists its product as uncharacterized. The transcript has 2 exons. The coding region runs from base 173 to 388 and encodes 71 amino acids. The record is from RefSeq and is a predicted model, not a curated record. NCBI's taxonomy places the organism in Eukaryota, Metazoa, Arthropoda, Insecta, Hymenoptera, Figitidae.